AUGCCACAAACACAAGACUUAUCGGAAAUUCUAAAAAAUGCUCCAUUAGACUUCACUCAUUACGAGGGUCUAUACAAGUAUUUCCACGCCCAUCCCGAACUAUCACAGCAAGAGAAGAGCACAUCUCAAAAGAUCGCAUCAUUUCUCGCUUCACUAGAUGCCUAUGAAAUCCACACAAAUAUCGGCGGCUAUGGCGUCGUAGGCGUCCUAAAAAAUGGCACCGGAAAAACCAUCCUUUUACGCGCUGAUAUGGAUGCACUCCCCGUCAAGGAACUUACAGGACUCCCCUAUGCAAGUUCGGUGACUAUGCGAGAUGCCGACGGUGUGGAAAAACCCGUUAUGCAUGCAUGCGGACAUGAUAUGCAUAUAACAUGUCUUCUUGCCGCCGCCGAACUUCUGGCGAGUAUACAGCAUGUCUGGAGCGGAACGUUGAUUGUUUUAUUUCAACCGGAUGAAGAGCGUGGUGGUGGUGCGCAGGCCAUGGUUGACGAUGGACUUUACGACAAGAUCCCUGUUCCGGAUUAUUGUUUUGGUCAGCAUGUGAUGCGUAUGCGGGCGGGGAGUGUUGGGUCACGGCCUGGAACGAUUAUGGCUGCUGCUGAUAGUCUUAAGAUUACGGUUUUUGGGCGUGGUGGGCAUGGGUCAUUGCCUCAUCAGACAGUUGAUCCUGCGCUUCUUGCUGCACAUAUUGUUGUGAGAUUGCAGAGUAUCGUGAGCAGGGAAAUUGACCCGAGUGACCUGGGAGUCGUAACUGUCGGAAGUCUGCAGGCCGGACAGACUGAGAAUAUCAUUGCGGAUCGCGCUGAGAUUGGGCUUGAUUUUAGGACUGUCAAGCUAGAGACUCGACAGAAAAUUAUAACUGCUAUUCGACGUAUAGUCGAGGCUGAGUGUAUGGCUAGCGGAUCGCCGAAACCACCAGUCUUCACGCCAACACGUCGCUUUCCACCGACUCUGAAUGAUACGGACGUGGCGUCUCGAUUAGCUGCUUCUUUUGAGAAACAUUUUGAAGAUUUUGAUGCCGAUACGCCGAGAACAAAUGUUAGCGAAGACUUUUCUACGCUGGGUACGAGCAAAGGUGUUCCAUGUUGUUUUUGGUUCAUUGGAGGUAUUGAUCCGGAACUCUGGGAUAGGGUUUUGAAAGCAGAGAAUCCCACAGAAGAGAUAGCGGGGAACCACUCGGCUCUAUUUGCUCCUGUUAUACAGCCGACCAUGAGAGUUGGGGUGGAUGCUCUUUCCCCUUUCCAAGCCACGAUGAGCACCUUUGGACAGUGGUCUGUCGACGCCUUAUAUCAACGUAAUCAACGUAAUUGGUCCAAUAUUAUCACCAAGACCUCGAUCCACGCUUCUCACAAUAUCGGUCUUUUCACCGCAUCAAGUUGA
Molecule: messenger RNA, 1380 nt
Organism: Talaromyces stipitatus ATCC 10500
Lineage: Eukaryota; Fungi; Ascomycota; Eurotiomycetes; Eurotiales; Trichocomaceae
Product: amidohydrolase, putative
Exons: 3
Coding region: 1-1380 (459 amino acids)
Molecular function (GO): hydrolase activity
Source: RefSeq, a predicted model, not a curated record